AUGGGUAACUCGUCUUGUUGUCUUCGGAGUAGUGAUGCUGUGCCGAGAGACGAGAAAAACUACGCGUACGAAGGCCAAUAUACGCGGAGCAAUCAGGUGGAGUUUCAAUAUGUGAACCAGUCUUUUCCACGAGAUGAGACGUCAACAAAUUUUCUUCCACAUAUCAGCGAACGUGAAGUGCCUGAAGUUGGAGAAGAAGAUCCAUCUACUCAUCCCACUGCACGUCCGACCUUUAUGGAACGAAGUAAAAGUGAAAUGAAAUUGAAAGAUAAUCGUCGAUCUUGCUACAUGCUGGAUGCUGUGGCUGGGGGCGGCGGUUUUCCGGGUGUGUUGCCAAAAAGUCUCCGUAAAUCAAGUAGUUGUAGCACAAUUUAUAUGGAUGACUCCACGAUUAGUCAACCGAAUCUGAAGAAUACGAUCAAAUGUAUAUCAUUGGCGAUAUAUUAUCAUAUCGCUAAUAGGAAAAAUCGUUCACAUGAACGGCUUAUGGAAAUAUUUGAGGAGCGACUUCAUCCAAUCACUCGUGAGGCAUUGCCACCUGAGCUAAUGACAAAGGAUCCAGAUCACAGGCAAAUUUACCGAUUUGUUCGUACACUCUUCCAUUCUGCUCAACUAACAGCCGAAUGCGCCAUAAUAACAUUGGUGUAUAUAGAACGUCUCUUGAAUUACGCUGAAAUGGAUUUAUGUCCUUCAAACUGGCGGAGAGUCGUAUUAGGCGCUAUUAUGUUAGCAUCCAAGGUCUGGGAUGAUCAAGCUGUAUGGAAUGUUGACUACUGCCAAAUCUUACGAGAUACGAAUGUAGAUGAUAUGAACGAAUUGGAGCGACGUUUUCUCGAGUGCCUUGACUUUAACAUUGAAGUACCUUCAUCCGUGUAUGCAAAGUAUUAUUUCGAUUUGCGGACCCUUGCCCUGGCAAAUGACUUACAACUACCCCUUCAGCCGCUCUACAAGGAACGUGCAAAACGUUUAGAAGCAGUAAGCAGAGUAUAUGAAGAUAAAUUUCACAACUUCAAGCGAAGUUUCUCUGCAGAACGAAUCCAUAAUGAAAGGAGGGCUCCUACCCUUCUUUCAAGACUGAUAUCAUUACAGCAAGGUCACGUUCCGGUGUCGCGUACUAGACUUCGCAGCACACACUUUCCGUAUUUCACUCUCAAACUUGCCAUAACGAUGUGUGACCAUAACCACCAAGGUGCAGGAGGCUGCCAUCAUGAGGCUACCGACUUUUAUGACAAUAACAGUGAUGUUAAGCGGUACGACAUGUAUCAAUAUAUUGACAUGGAAAAGGUAACAGUAUUAAAUGAAAGCGUUGAUGGUAGUGGAAAACUGGUGUUCAAAAACAUGGAGAAGAGAAUGGACAAGACCGAAUUUGUGGAAAGCGACUGCGAUGAAGAGCUGCUAUUUAAUAUACCAUUCUGUGGUCAAGUGCGUAUUACUGGUAUCGCUGUGAUCGGUGAUGAAGAUUCUAGUCAUCCAGCGAAAAUUCGCCUGUUCAAGGACAGACCAGCCAUGUGUUUCGAUGAUUGUGGUAUAGAAGCUGACCAAGAAAUUGACCUCAAACAGGACCCGAAUGGUGUUGUCGAUUAUCCUUUAAAGGCGUCAAAAUUUGGUACUCUUUCUCAUCUUAGCAUACACGUUCAGAAGAAUUUCGGAGCUGAUCUGACAAAGGUGUUCUACAUUGGCCUACGAGGAGAGUAUGAAGCCGAUUUCAAGCAACGGGUUGCUAUCGCCACUUAUGAGAGCCGACCAAUGUUGAAAGACCAUAAAGGCGAGAUUCCUGACUCCAUUAGGCAUUCACUUUUCUAA
This is a messenger RNA of Necator americanus (New World hookworm), 1803 nucleotides long. RefSeq lists its product as uncharacterized. Gene Ontology annotation, molecular function: cyclin-dependent protein serine/threonine kinase activator activity; protein kinase binding. Lineage: Eukaryota; Metazoa; Nematoda; Chromadorea; Rhabditida; Ancylostomatidae. Gene Ontology annotation, biological process: regulation of cyclin-dependent protein serine/threonine kinase activity; regulation of canonical Wnt signaling pathway. The transcript has 18 exons. Gene Ontology annotation, cellular component: nucleus; plasma membrane. The coding region runs from base 1 to 1803 and encodes 600 amino acids. The record is from RefSeq and is a predicted model, not a curated record.